This is a messenger RNA of Daucus carota subsp. sativus, 3056 nucleotides long. Its product is annotated as pre-mRNA-splicing factor ATP-dependent RNA helicase DEAH10. The transcript has 14 exons. Gene Ontology annotation, cellular component: intracellular anatomical structure; nucleolus. The record is from RefSeq and is a predicted model, not a curated record. NCBI's taxonomy places the organism in Eukaryota, Viridiplantae, Streptophyta, Magnoliopsida, Apiales, Apiaceae. Gene Ontology annotation, biological process: positive regulation of transcription by RNA polymerase I. The coding region runs from base 299 to 2416 and encodes 705 amino acids. Gene Ontology annotation, molecular function: double-stranded RNA binding; helicase activity; ATP binding.
AAUAGAAUAAUUUGAAAUACCAAUAGGAAAAUACAGAAUACAAACUUCGUGCAGCUCAUUCACUCCACGCUCCUCCGCCCUCGCCUCGCUCCUCGCUCCUCUUCUCUCCGGCCAUCCUCCGGUCUCGUCACUGAACAGGUUCUCGACGUAAAAGAUUACAGGGGAAGCAUCUCUCAGGCACAGAACAUGCAAUAAGAUCCCUACUGGCGUGUUUACUUACAAAGCGAGCGGCUUAACGAAAGAGCUUCUUGUGUCUAGGGUUAAGCAUCUGAGUACGCUAACUCACAGCUUUAAGGCUAUGGUUGCUAUUGCCGCUGCCUCCUCAAUGGUCGAUAAUACCCCUCUUCAGAAGAGGCAAAAGAUUUUGCAACAGAGAAAAUCUUUACCUAUUGCUACAGUUGAAAAGAGGCUUUUGGAGGAGGUUAGGAAAAAUGAUACAUUGAUUAUUGUUGGUGAAACUGGAAGCGGAAAAACUACUCAGUUACCACAGUUUCUUUACAAUGGGGGAUUUUGCCGUGAUGGUGGAUUAAUUGGGAUCACUCAACCUAGACGUGUUGCUGCAGUGACUGUUGCUAAAAGGGUAGCUGAGGAAUGUGGCAGUCAGGUUGGCCAGCGAGUUGGUUAUGCCAUUAGAUUUGAGGAUGUCACCUCCAACAUGACUAAGAUCAAAUAUAUGACCGAUGGACUACUGUUAAGGGAAGCACUACUGGACCCUUAUCUCUCCAGGUAUGCAGUUAUAAUCAUAGAUGAGGCUCAUGAGAGAACUGUUCAUACUGAUGUCCUGCUCGGGUUGCUCAAGAGAGUACAAAAGACUAGGUCACAAUAUGCCAACAAGCAGUCAAAUGUUGACUUGAUGAAGGCCAAUUUUAACACACUCAUAAAGAGAGAAGAAAAUGGCCCAGGCGUUGGUAAUCUCCAGCAGUGCCAAAGGAGGAAUUCUAAUCCAUUGAAGUUGAUUAUCAUGUCUGCUAGUUUGGAUGCACGGGGCUUUUCUGAGUUCUUUGAUAAUGCAAAAGCUGUCCAUGUUCAAGGGCGACAAUUUCCUGUGGAUAUAUAUUAUACUUUUCAGCCCCAGACAGAUUGUGUAGAUGCAGCUUUACUAACUAUAUUUCAGAUACAUCUGGAGGAGGGUCCUGGGGACAUACUUGUCUUCUUGACGGGCCAAGAAGAGAUUGAAUCUGUUGAGAGGCUUGUUCGCAACCGCAUUCGGCAGUUACCAGAAGGCAGCCAAAAUCUAUCUACUUUUCCUAUUUUUUCAUCUCUUCCCUCAGAGAAGCAGUUGAAAGUGUUCGCGCCUGCUCCGCCUGGAUUUCGCAAGGUGAUACUGGCAACUAAUAUAGCUGAGACCUCAGUGACAAUACCUGGAAUCAAGUAUGUUAUUGACCCUGGUUUGGUGAAGGUGCGAAGUUACUCUUCCGAAUCUGGGAUAGAUUCCUUGAUAACAGUUGAAACUUCAAAAUCCCAGGCUCACCAGAGGAGUGGGCGUGCUGGACGUGAAGGACCAGGAAAAUGCUUUCGUCUUUAUCAAGAGAGUUUAUUUGACAAGCUUCCCGAUUCAACAGUACCAGAGAUCAAGAGGCUGGACUUGUCAAAUGUUAUAUUGCAGCUUAAAGCUCUAGGCAUUGACGACAUUUUUGGAUUUGACUUCAUGGAAAAACCAGACGAAAAAGCUGUCAUAAGAUCAUUGGAAACAUUGUUCUUGCUAGGCGCUUUAACAGAUGAAGCAAAACUAUCGAAUCCAGUUGGGCAACAGAUGGCCCGGCUUCCAUUGGAUCCUAUGGAUUCAAGGGCAAUCCUCCUUGCUAGUCAGUUCAAUUGCUUAAAAGAGAUGUUAAUAGCUGUUGCUAUGCUUUCCGUGGAGUCCAUCUUUUAUGCACCCCCUGAUAAGCUUGAACAGUCACGUGCAGCAAUGAGAUGCUUUUCAAGUCCAGAGGGAGACCAUCUGACUUUAAUUAAUGUCUACUGCACUGCUGACGAGUUCUUCGAAAAAAGCCUGGCAAGUAAUAGUAAAGAAAAAGCUGAAAAGAAUUUGAGAAAUUGGUGCAAGGAAAAUUUUAUCAAUAGCCGCUCUCUGAAGCAUGCUCGUGACAUUCACAGUCAAAUCCUCGAUAAUGUAACUCGUAUGGGUCUUCGUGUCACUUCAUGCGGGGAUGACAUGCUUCAGUUCCGCAGAUGUCUUGCUGCAUCCUUUUUCUUAAAUGCUGCUCUGAAGCAGCCUGAUGGCAUUUACAGGGUUUAUCGAAGUGGCCAGAUGGCACAAAUCCACCCAUCUUCUGUGUUGUUCAGGAGUAAACCGGAGUGCAUAAUAUUCAAAGAAUUAGUCCAAACUACUCAAAGCUAUGUUCGGAAUGUCACCAGGAUAGACCCUCUGUGGUUAUCGGAGCUGGCUCCUCAGUAUUUUGGGGUUCAAGAAUAGAGUUUUGUCAUCUUGUGUCGAUGCACAAGGUAAUCAGGUAUUGUAUCAGGAAGACUGAAAGGGAAGGAAAUACAGUGGUUGAAGCAUUUGCUGGUGCUUACUCGAAAAUGUUAGAUAUUCAACCUCAAUUUACCUACGGGAAGUGUGUGGUUUAACUGCUUUUGCUCUAGCAGUUAUCUGUACAAUACUUGCAUAUCAACUGCAGUAAGACAAGCUAUUUCAUGGUUUACUCCAGUGGUACUAAUUCUUCAUGUAGCAAACCACCGCACUGGUGCUGGAACAUUCCAUAUCUACAGAAAGACACACAUGUAUUGUAUCUGGUGCUUAAAAGAGGACAACUUAAUUGAAGGCACGGAAUCGCUGCUCAAUGAGAUUUUUUUGUGAUUGAAACACUGGGGGGCAACUAAGGAGUUUCUGAGGCCUUGGUAGAUUGUUGACUUGUAUGAGGUUAACUAAGUAGAUGGUAGUGUCAUUUCUCCAAAAGAUGCGAGCUUGAGAUGUUAGUAGUGCAUACAAAUAUAUUUGAGUUGGAACCAUUUAGAUGUCCAGUGACCAGUGAUGCCCUUGGGUGAGAAAAUUUGAUUACAGUUACUAUUUUGCUGCUUAAUGUACGAAGUAUGUAAUAAAAAUAAUUCAAGUC